Polistes dominula (European paper wasp) is the source of this 1609-nucleotide messenger RNA. RefSeq names its product lariat debranching enzyme. Gene Ontology annotation, molecular function: RNA lariat debranching enzyme activity. Gene Ontology annotation, biological process: mRNA splicing, via spliceosome. Lineage: Eukaryota; Metazoa; Arthropoda; Insecta; Hymenoptera; Vespidae. The record is from RefSeq and is a predicted model, not a curated record. Gene Ontology annotation, cellular component: nucleus.
AAUUUAUUAUAUCAAAAAUAAUUAAAAUCAAUUUCCUUUUGUAAUCAAUUAUUUUGAAUUACAACAUGAGAAUCGCAAUAGAAGGGUGUGCCCAUGGCGAAUUAGAACUUAUUUACAAUAGCCUACAGAAGAUUGAAAAAGCUAACGGGGAAAAAAUAGAUUUAUUGAUAUGCUGCGGAGAUUUUCAAUCGACAAGAAACUUAUGUGAUCUAAAAUGUAUGGCGGUACCUGAUAAAUAUAAAGACAUGUGUACUUUUUACAAAUAUUACUCAGGAGAAAAGGUUGCUCCAGUAUUAACUAUUUUUAUUGGUGGUAAUCACGAAGCAUCAAAUUAUCUUCAAGAAUUACCGUAUGGUGGAUGGGUUGCUCCUAAUAUUUAUUAUCUUGGUUAUGCUAAUGUUAUAACAAUAGGUGGUAUUAGGAUUGCUGGAAUUUCUGGUAUUUAUAAAAGUCAUGAUUGGAUGCAAGGACGUCACGAGAAACCACCUUACACUAAAAGCACAAUACGCAGUGUUUAUCACAUUAGAAAUAUAGAAAUAUUUCGACUAAAACAGAUCUCUGGUAAAGUUGAUAUCUUUUUAUCUCACGAUUGGCCGAAAGGAGUAACUAGGUACGGAGACGAAGAAAAGUUAUUAAGGAGCAAACCAUAUUUUAGGACUGAUAUUGAAAAUAAUGCCCUUGGUAAUCCAGCGAACAUGGAACUAUUACAAUAUCAUUAUCCAUCAUAUUGGUUUUCUGCGCAUUUACAUUGUAAAUUUGCAGCUCUUAUUCCUGAAAAAGAUGGAAAUAGAAAAACGAAAUUUUUAGCAUUGGAUAAGUGUUUACGAAAAAGAAAGUUUCUUCAAAUUUUAGAGUUAGAUCAUAAUCCUAAUUUACCAUUAACUCUAAGCUAUGAUUUAGAGUGGUUAACUAUUCUAUUUUUAACAAAUCAUUUACUCAGCGUUAAGAAUGGAAUACAUUACAUGCCUGGACAAAACGGCAUAGGCAGAUGGACGUUCACACCAACUGCUAAAGAAAAAGAGCAUGUAUUAAAGAAAUUUAAUUAUGAUUUAAAAGUACCAAAUAAUUUUGUACGAACUGUUGAACCUUAUGAUCCAAAUUUAAGGAACUGUCAAAAUGAAACACCUAAAUUGAUAAUAAAUAAUCAAACUACUGAAUUUUGUAAUACCUUGGGCAUAGAUGAUCCUUCAGUAUUAUUGAAAAUUAUACUAAAUGCAAAAGAAACAAAACUUAAUGACACAUCAAUGGAAUCAGCGUUAGAAAGUACAUUAGAAACUAGUGAUUUCUGCAUCACGUACGAAGAAGACAGUGUAUGCGAGGAUAGCGCAAAUAAUACUAUAGAAAUGGUCAAUAUACAUUAUAGCAAUGUAUUACAAGUAGAAAAUAUAGAAUCUGAUAGUAAUAAUACCAUUACACAGUUAGAACCAAAAUGUAAAAAGUUUAAAAGAAGAAAUCAUUCUAUGUAUUCUAAUACUCUUUAAAUGUGAGCAAAACUUUUUUUUUCUCAAAAAGACAGGAAGAAGUUCAUUGACGUAAAAUCUUACAUAGCAAAUUUGACUUAUUCCAAAUUUUCAUAUGUAUAUAAUUACAUAUUUUUUUGUAGAGUAUA